Molecule: messenger RNA, 1850 nt
Organism: Spea bombifrons (plains spadefoot toad)
Lineage: Eukaryota; Metazoa; Chordata; Amphibia; Anura; Pelobatidae
Gene: KCNV1
Product: potassium voltage-gated channel modifier subfamily V member 1
Exons: 2
Coding region: 111-1652 (513 amino acids)
Biological process (GO): protein homooligomerization; potassium ion transmembrane transport
Cellular component (GO): membrane; voltage-gated potassium channel complex
Molecular function (GO): protein binding; voltage-gated potassium channel activity
Source: RefSeq, a predicted model, not a curated record
UGCUCUACUGGAAGCUACUCCGUUUCUUCUUCACCAAGGAGGAUUAGGUUCUGCCGAUCGCUCCUUUGAUCUCUUAGAUCACUGCUGCUCUUCAGUGGAUCUUUGACCAAAUGCUGCCCCAUCUGUUUUGCUCGGAGAUCCCAGGUCCUCUGGAUGAAGGCAGCCUUCGGUUGCCCCAUCAGAAAGGCAGCAGCAACAUGAAGAUCCCCGUUUCCUUCGCCUCCUGUGAGAAGCACAGUGAAGACGAGGACUCGGAUUCUGCGUUUUCCUUGGAUUCUAGUGUAUUUUGCAGCGAAUAUUCUGCUGCCCCCCGAGAUCAUUUUACCAUCAAUGUAGGGGGCAGCCGCUUUGUGGUAUCCCAGCAGACGUUGUCCAGCCACCCCGAGACAAGGCUUGGGAGGUUGGCAACCUCGGGUGGCCAGGAGGUCUAUGAUCUUUGCGAUGAUGCGAACUUGCUGGAUAACGAAUAUUUCUUUGAUCGAAGCUCCCAGAUGUUUGAAUACAUCAUGAACUAUUAUAAAACAGGAAGACUUCAUGUCAUGGACCAACUGUGUGCAGUUUCAUUCUUACAAGAGAUCGAGUACUGGGGUAUAGACGAGCUGAGCAUUGACAACUGCUGCAGAGAUAGGUAUUUUAGGAAGAAGCUGAAAAUUGAAAGUCUUGACAUAAAGAAAGAUGAAGAAGAAAUAGAGACUGAGGAGGAUGACUUCUCUGGUGUUAUCUUUGAGCAUCUAAGACAAAAGUUAUGGGACAUUUUGGAAAAACCAGGGUCAUCUGUGGCUGCCAAAACAUUUGGUACCUUGUCCAUGACCUUUGUAGUUGUCUCCAUAGCUAACAUGGUACUCAUCUCCUCUGAGGUCUCCACCAUAGACCCACCUCUGUUGAAUGUUGUGGAAUAUGUCUGCGUAUUCUGGUUUACUGCGGAGCUCCUGCUCAGAUUUCUGUGUGUGAGGAACAAGUGGGGGUUCUUGAGGAGCGUUGUGAACAUCAUUGACAUCAUUGCAAUAGUGCCCUUUUAUAUUACUCUACUAGUGGAGACAUGGUAUGGGGAGAACACAGAGCUCGAGAACGUUGGUAGGAUUGUUCAGAUCCUGAGGCUCCUGAGAUCUUUGAGGAUGCUGAAGCUUGGAAGACAUUCAACAGGUUUAAAAUCUCUGGGAAUGACAAUUGCGCAAUGCUAUGAGGAGGUUGGCCUGUUACUGUUGUUCUUGUCUGUUGGAAUCUCCAUCUUCUCGGCUCUGGAAUAUGCUGUUGAGUUUAAUGUCCCUGAUACAGCAUUUACCAGCGUGCCAAGUGCCUGGUGGUGGGCAACAACCUCAAUGACCACAGUAGGUUAUGGAGAUAUCAGACCAGACACUACUUUCGGGAAAAUUGUGGCCUUUUUGUGCAUCUUAUCAGGAAUAUUAGUUUUAGCAUUACCAAUCGCCAUUAUUAAUGACCGCUUUGCCGCGUGUUAUUUCACUUUGAAAAUGAAAGAAGCAGCUCUACGUCAAAGAGAAGCAUUAAAGAAACUAAUGAAGAACAUAAACACGGAAUCGGACAUCAAUGUUAACCUAAGGGACAUUUAUGCAAAAAGCGUCAUGGAGAUGUUACGUCUAAAGACAAGGGAACGGGCAAGCACAAGAAGCAGCGGUGGAGACGAGUUUUGGUGAUGUUCUUUGUAUUGUACUAGAACAUUCUGUGCAGUGUACAUGGAUAGCUAUUCUUUAGCAAAAACCCGAUUACGCAAAAAUUAUUGUCACUUAGUUGUUUCUCAAACAAAUUCUCAAGGACUUCUUGAAAUCCGUAAAUAUAUAUAUAUAUGGUGUGUUUUGGUUUGUUAUUCAUGUCUCUAUAAUGCAUUUAUUUGC